AUGAUCAGACGAUUUUUCAGUGUUAAUUCCAUUCGAAACUUAUCGAGUGCGGAGUCUUUGGUGGAAAGAGCAAAGAAAGUAGCAGCCUACAAAGCUGUGGAUGAAAAUUUUCCUACAGGUAAUAAUAUUGUUGGAAUAGGAUCAGGUACAACAGUCAUAUAUGCUACUGAGAGAAUAGGAAAAUUGAAGGACAAGGAGUCAUUUGUCUGCAUCCCAACCGGGUUCCAAGCUAAGCAGUUGAUUAUUGACAAUGGAUUGAGGUUGGGAUCGAUUGAACAAUACCCAGAGGUGGAUGUAUCGUUUGAUGGGGCAGACGAGGUGGAUACGAAGUUAAACUUGAUCAAAGGUGGUGGCGGGUGUCUUUUCCAGGAAAAAUUAGUGGCAUCCGCGUCCAAGAAGUUUGUAGUAAUGGCUGACUUCCGUAAGAGAUCGCUGUCAAAUUUAGGAAUACAAUGGAGAAAGGGCGUACCUAUUGAGGUCGUACCAAUUGCGUACAAUAAAGUGAUAAGCGACUUAAAAACUAUGGGAGUGAGGGAGGUCAACUUGCGGCAGGGAGGUUCAGCCAAGGCGGGACCCGUGGUGACCGACAACAACAAUUUUUUGAUCGACGCUGAUUUCGGCGACAUUUCAGAUCCUGCGAAAUUACACGCUGAUAUCAAAAAUUUGGUGGGCGUCGUGGAAACUGGGUUGUUUGUGCAAAUGACCGACAAAGCAUAUUUCGGUGAACAGUCGGGAGAAAUCAAAUGCUGGCAUAAGUGA
Debaryomyces tyrocola is the source of this 759-nucleotide messenger RNA. NCBI's taxonomy places the organism in Eukaryota, Fungi, Ascomycota, Pichiomycetes, Serinales, Debaryomycetaceae. The record is from the annotation of a GenBank genome assembly.